UCGGGUCGUAGACUAAUGUGGUAACUGCCAAGUGAUAAACAAUCGGUGAUCACAUAUAAAAAUGCUUAAUUCUAUACAAGUUUUUGAAUAUUACAUUCACAAUUUGAAAGGGAUGGGGAGGGGAAAGAGGUGAAUGUUAUUCUAGGAGAUCGCUGUCUGGAGGAGGCAAUGGAUGUAAGUGGAAAGCGUAAAUCUAACACCACCUUACAAACUAAUCCUAGAGAAAAUUUUGAAAAGGGAUUAGUGUAGUGAAAAAGAACUACAGAAAGAAUGGCAGAAUUGCAAGAGCAGGGCCUUAGACGUAGCUAAAAGGUAUCGAAAGUAAGGUAAGAGAUAUUUUUGUUUAACUCUUUUACAGCUUGGAGUACCUCCAUUGAGGACAGAGAGCCAGAGCAGCACCUUAUCAAGUCAUCGAUCACAGAGCAUGCGUUGUUCCAAUAGAGAUCUUAGGGACGCGCUUCCAGACCGCGGACUAUCUAUCUCGGAACUUGAUCUUCGAUUAGCAAUUCGUAAAGAAGAAGAGCGCUUGGCCGAGGAGGCAAAGAAGCGGAAUCGCUCUUCCAGUUUCUCCAGCAACCUCAAGGAAUUUUUUGGAAAAACGAAUUCGGCAGAAAGUGAGUCAUCGAAAAAUGUCCCUGCACCAUUGCUGCGACUAAAAGCCUUUUCGAAAAGUCUUGACUCUUCAAGAUCACUUGCGGGUAAAUUAAAAGACACUGAGAAAGAAAAUUCGUUAAGCGGGCGGGAAUCGAGAGCUUCACUGCCAUCAAUUUGCAUCACACCACCAGUUAGUGAUAUAGAACACUCACCUCACUUAUCAAGGAAACUGGGCUCCAUACCAGCGAAUGUUCAGGCUCUUGGUGGAAGUGAAUAUGUAGCUAACGAAUUCAAUCAGCUGGGACAAACGAUAAAGACAAGCGGACAAGAAGAUAAUCAAUUUCCAACGGAAGAGGGGAUACCAAACGCAUUUGACGAAAGCAAGUGCGUAACGAAACACCAGAAACGGGGAGAAAAUAAACAGCAAGAACAACAAGCCGGGAGCGACAGGGUCUGUUACUACACCGAGGAGAGCGUCCACCUCGGACAAACUAAACGAGAACGAGACAGCAAAACUGAAAAACAUGGUAUAGGCAAUACGGAAGCAAAGAAAGAAGGGCUUGACGACAGAGUGCUUGCUGAAGAAGAACAAGAAAGUUAUCAUUCAAUAAUUUGUAGGGGAACAGAUACUGACAAUUACUUUGCUGUUUGUACUUAUCAAGCCAGUGGAGAUGGCGAGAUGACGGUGUACGAAGGAGAUGAAGUUGAAGUGCUCACUAAAGCUCCUAAUGGAUGGUGGAUGGUCUGCAUUGACGAUGAUGUAGGAUGGGUGCCUUCAAAUUUUCUUGUCGCAGAAGGGGGACAGGAAGACGAGGCCAGUCAAGAUAGUCUUGAGUCAGCAGAGGAUCAAGAAAAUGAGAGACUUUCUUCCGACGAUUACGAUGGUGACGACGAUGAACAAGAGUGCGAAGACGCUGACGAGCAUGGAAUUGAUGAUGGCGAGGAGGAGUACUUUGAUAUGGUAUCUGGAGUAGAUGAGGGUGAGGUUUUCAUUAAAAACCUUCAAGCCUUGUUAAUUGUACUAGUGUCUCAAUGCAACAAACACUACCCUUACAAACCUUUGACUAUUGUUUAUAUAAGCCUAGACGCUUAAGCAGAAGCGUGAAGCGCCUUUCAAGUAAAACUACGGUGCUGUCAGCAUGUGCUUAAAAAUCAGUUCCAAGACACCUUUGAGGCAUUGCAAAGUGCUUGUAGCUUGUAGCGACAAAGGUCUGCCUCGGGUUAUAAGCUAAGCACUGAUGAAUUCUUAUCAUUUUUUAUAGGUCAAUCUGUAAUUUGGGUGCAGCCAGACCAAUCUCAGCAACGUUGCAACUCGAGCGACGAGAUCGACGAUAAAAAGAACGAGGUAUAUAUAAUUUUGCAGCCCAUUGAAUUACUCAGACGGAGUCAAGUUUCUUGUAAUAGUUUGUUCCAUUGUCGUUCUAUAUUUUUCAACGUCAGACGCGCAUGUGACGACGGUGACUAUUUAACGUCGUACCCAGUUAUGUGUCAAAAAAACCUUCCUAGCACUCCCCUUGUCAGCUGACGGCCCGACUUGGGUUCUGAUUCCGCU
Messenger RNA from Orbicella faveolata, 2146 nucleotides. RefSeq lists its product as uncharacterized. NCBI's taxonomy places the organism in Eukaryota, Metazoa, Cnidaria, Anthozoa, Scleractinia, Merulinidae. Gene Ontology annotation, molecular function: protein binding. Gene Ontology annotation, cellular component: cytoplasm. The record is from RefSeq and is a predicted model, not a curated record.